AGCGCAGUGUUUCAGAGCAGCGUGCUUUGUCAUGGGUGUCAUCCGGCCCUGUGCCCCUCGCUCAGCUCUGCUCAGCUCUGCUCUCUCGUGGAGCCGCUUUAACUGCAGCGGGAUCCACAGACACUAACUCACCGCUGCAUGAGGAGACACACCACUUUCUGCCUGGGAUCGCAGGAUCAUGGUCUUUUUCUCUACGGAUUUGACUGACAUCACGAGCCUUUGAGAAACAAACCCGCCGGAAUAAGAGUGUCCGGAGUGCUCCUGGACUGUUUCUCAUUCAGAGGAUUUGUCUAGAUCAUUUCCUUCAUGCGUGCACAGCCAUCCGCGCUCACAUUAUGAGAGAGACUUUGGAAAGUUUGGAGACUUGGGAGAGGGCUGUUGGGAAAAUCUAGGAUCUGCCAUCAAUUCGCAGGCACUCGGAUGAAGUCGCUGCGUCUCUAAAUGCGUCUUCCCGAGCAGCCGAGAACAAUGAGCACCGGCUCUGGCAACUUUCUGCUAGUCCCCAUACCGGAGUACCCAGGCCUGGACUGUGUGCCUAAUAAAAAUGUGAAAAUAGUCGUUCUUGGAGCUAGCAACGUCGGGAAAACCGCCUUAAUAGUACGAUUUUUGACCAAGAGGUUUAUCGGUGAUUACGAAGCCAACACAGGGGCCUUGUAUUCAAGAAAGAUCAAUCUUGAUGGGGAGCAGGUUUCUCUACAAGUGCAGGACACUCCCUGUGUCUCAUUACAGGAUGAUGCAGAGGGUCUGUACUGCCAGGAACAGAUUAACCGCUCCAUCUACUGGGCAGACGGCUACGUGCUGGUCUUUUCCAUCACGGACAUGCACAGCUACCGGACCAUUCAGCCACUCUAUGAGCAUGUGCGUCGCAUCCAUCCAAGUGGCAACAUCCCCAUAAUCCUAGUAGGCAACAAGAGCGACCUGCUGCGGGCGCGCCAGGUACCUACAGAUGAGGGCCAGGCUCUGGCAGCCGAGCUCGGAGGACACUAUUUUGAGGCUUCAGCCCGGGAGAACCAUGAGGGUGUGCAGGCAGCAUUCUUGCACUUGUGCCAGGAGGUGAGCCGGGCACUGGGAGGGGUGAAUGGAGAGAAGAGGAGGGGCGGACUGCAUCUUGCGCGGCCAAAGAGUCCCAACAUGCAAGAGCUGAAGAGAAGAUUCCGGCAAGUGCUCUCUUCUAGAGGAAAAUCGACAACUGCAGUGUGAUGAUAAUGUAACGUCAAUGAUUGAUUCACAGACCCAUUAGUGUCUACUUUAAUAUGUAUGCGAACUUUAUUUUACACUGCAGUAUUGACUAAGGGAGCAAUAAACAUGUUGAUUUUCAUACAAAGGCAACCUUUGUCUGGAAGAACACUACUAUGUAGAAUGAUAUGUUAUGAUAUAUCAUAUAUCUUUUUUUUUUUUUUUUUGACAAUUUGGGAUUUUAGCCCAUAACUUUUUUACAGAUGUUUUAUCAUUCAUCAAAAAUACAGUGAUCAUGUGUGAUGAAUUUGAUUGGCUAAGAUAACGGCCUGUCCUUGGUUUUUCAUUAUUGCUGUAUAGUAUAGUACGCUUUUAGACAAGUAGAGCUCUUAAACACCCUUAGAUGGAAAAUAUUAUUUUGUAUUUGGAAUUACUGCCCAUAAUGUAGAUUAUUUUUUGGUUAUAAAGUUAUUCCUACGAUUCCCUGAUAUCCAUAUAUAGGAAGCAUCUGGUGGUUCUCAUGAACUUUGACCCACUUGUGGCUGUGUGAAGCCAAAGCGGAGGUUGGGUGAAUGUUUUAUAUUUCAUUCACUCAUUCCUUUAUUUAACUUUCCCAACUUGUAAGGGGGAUUACAGCUCGAAGCUGCUUUCCUGUAAAAGAAAUUCUGGAAUGUGAUGUUCAUUCACUGCAAACAGCAUUUGAAACCUGAAUCUUGUUCCUUUGACCACUGACCUUUGAUUUUUUUUCCUGUCCUGAUAAGAAGCAGAUUUCAUUGCAGCGUGUCUCAUUUUUCUGUCUGAUAUCUGAUGUAAACAAAGAAAAUGUGUAAGUAAAAUUGACAUUUUGAUACA
Molecule: messenger RNA, 2028 nt
Organism: Ictalurus punctatus (channel catfish)
Lineage: Eukaryota; Metazoa; Chordata; Actinopteri; Siluriformes; Ictaluridae
Gene: rasl11a
Product: RAS-like, family 11, member A
Exons: 4
Coding region: 442-1200 (252 amino acids)
Molecular function (GO): GTPase activity; GTP binding
Source: RefSeq, a predicted model, not a curated record